Messenger RNA from Molossus molossus (Pallas's mastiff bat), 1984 nucleotides. It is a transcript of the gene CD6, whose product is annotated as CD6 molecule. The transcript has 13 exons. The record is from RefSeq and is a predicted model, not a curated record. NCBI's taxonomy places the organism in Eukaryota, Metazoa, Chordata, Mammalia, Chiroptera, Molossidae. The coding region runs from base 191 to 1984 and encodes 597 amino acids. Gene Ontology annotation, cellular component: membrane.
CUCUUCCAUUGGACCCAAGAGAGAAGUCCUCCGAAAUCCUCCCCGUCCCACGGGGAGGGAAAUGAAGAGGGGAAGAUACAAACAGCAGCGGUGAGGGGCAGAGCGGGUGUGAGGGGCACUCAGCCGGCCGUGCCCACUUCCUGGCCCGAGGAUGGCGCUCCGUGCUGCUGGACACGCAUAGCAGUCAGAGAUGGCACCAGGCAUGUGGUUCUUCUUCGUGGCCGCUGGAUUGCUGACGGAAGCCCUCGCAGGUUACCCGUCUCCGGCCCCAUCUGACCAGCCCAGCACCACCGAGGCAGAGAGCCAGCCCUUGGAGCCAGGGGAGCGCGUUCGCCUGGUGAACGGAAGCAGCCGCUGCAGCGGGAUGGUGGAGGUUCUGCGAGGACAGUCCUGGGAGGCCCCGUGUGGGGCACUCUGGAACUCCUCAGCCGCCCAGGCCGUGUGCCAGGCGCUGAACUGCGGCCCGGCAGAGCUGCCACUCGUGGGAAAUGCCAGUGGGACACUGAACGCCACGCAGGCCCCUGUGCCCGACAUCCUGUGCAGCAGCCCUGAAUGGCAGUUCUGCAAGGUGGUGGAGCAAGAAUGCACCAGCGGCGGGAGGCCCGUCCAGGUCACCUGUGCAGCCCCAGAGAAACGUGACCUGCGAUUGGUGGAUGGUGGCGGCCCAUGUGCCGGCCGAGUGGAGAUGCUGGAACAUGGCCAGUGGGGUUCUCUGUGUGAUGACACGUGGGACCUGAAGGAUGCCCACGUGGUGUGCAAGCAGCUGCACUGUGGCUGGGCCAUCCAGGCCCUGCCAGGCUUGCACUUCACCCCUGGCAAAGGACCUAUCCACCGGGAUGAGGUGAACUGCUCUGGGUCCGAGGCCUACCUGUGGGACUGCCAAGGGGUUCCAGGAAAUGGCUACUGUGGCCACAAGGAAGAUGCUGGCGUGGUGUGCUCAGAGCACCAGUCCUUCCGCCUGACCGGGGGCAUUGACCCCUGUGAGGGGCAGGUGGAGGUAUACUUCCGUGGGCUCUGGAACACAGUGUGUGACAGUGAGUGGUACGAACCAGAGGCCAAUGUACUCUGCAAGACCUUGGGCUGUGGGACAAUGACCGGAAGACCCAAGGGGCUACCCCACUCUCUGUCGGGCCAGAUGUACUACUCAUGCAAGGGAGACGAACCUAGCCUCUCAAACUGUUCCUGGAGGUUCAACAACUUCAACCUCUGCAGCCAGUCAAUGGCAGCCAGGGUCCUCUGCUCAGGUUCCCAGAGGCGGUUCAAUUCGUCCACUGAUGAAAUUCUUACAACUGUCCAGCCGGUCACCAUAGAACCUUCCAUGAAUGUGAAAAUGGAGGUCUGGACAUCUCGGGAGCUAAUGUUCCUCAUCCCCUGCAUCAUUCUGGGAAUUCUCCUCCUUGGCUCAGUCACCAUCAUCACCGUCAUCCUCUUGAAAAUCAAAGGAAAAUAUGCCCUUUCUUCUCCGGUGAACCAUCAACACCUACCCACCACCACCCCAGCAGGGAUCAAUAGCUAUCAAGAGGUCCCCAUCACCAUCCCCAAAGAAGAAGAUUCCCAGCGAUACCGAGUCACAGAUGAGGAGGUUCGGCAGAACAGGUUCCAGAUGCCCCCCUUGGAGGAAGAUCCCCCCUCCCUGGGCCCCCAGCAGCACCCAAGGAGCCACAGCGGGUCCAGCACCUCCUCCGGGGAGGAUUACUGCAACAGCCCCCACAGCAGGCCCGCUCCGUGGACCCCGCAGGGCUUUCCUUCGGAGAGGAACCCCCUCCUGGAGCAGCCUCCCAACUUGGAGCUGGCUGGCUCCCGGGGGACGUUUUCAGGGCCCUCAGCUGACGACAGCUCCAGCACCUCUUCCGGGGAGUGGUACCAGAACUUCAAGCCGCCGCCCCAGCCCCCUCCUGCGGAGCACUUUGGGCAUCCAGGAUCCACCAAUCCCCAGCCUGAUUCCACGGACAACGAGGACUACGAUGACAUCGGGGCCACCUAG